Molecule: messenger RNA, 1227 nt
Organism: Menidia menidia (Atlantic silverside)
Lineage: Eukaryota; Metazoa; Chordata; Actinopteri; Atheriniformes; Atherinopsidae
Source: the annotation of a GenBank genome assembly
ACAAACAUGGUCAAGGAAACAGGCUUUUAUGACACAUUAGGUGUUAAACCAAAUGCAACCCCUGAUGAACUGAAAAAGGCGUAUCGAAAGCUCGCCCUGAAAUAUCACCCCGACAAAAAUCCUACGGAGGGAGAGAAGUUCAAGCAGAUCUCACAGGCAUAUGAGGUCCUGUCCGAUGCCAAGAAAAGAGAACUGUACGACAGAGGAGGUGAAAAGGCUAUAAAGGAGGGAGGAACGGGAGGCGGUGGUGGUGGCGGUUUUGCAUCACCCAUGGAUAUCUUUGAUCUGUUUUUCGGUGGAGGUAGUCGGAUGCACAGAGAGCGAAAAGGGAAGAAUAUUGUUCAUCAGAUUACAGUGACAUUGGAGGAUCUUUAUAAUGGAGCAACAAGAAAACUCGCCGUACAGAAGAACUGUAUUUGUGAAAGAUGUGAAGGUCGCGGUAGCCGUAAAGGAGCGGCACAGACCUGCAUGUCGUGCCAUGGCACGGGGAUGCAGGUGCGCAUGCACCAGCUGCUACCUGGAAUGGUCCAGCAGGUGUCCACUGUGUGCCACAGCUGCCACGGACAGGGACAGAGAGUCAACCAGAAGGAUCGCUGCAAAGCCUGUGGAGGCAGGAAGAUUCUGCGGCAGAAGAAGGUUCUGGAGGUCCACAUAGACAAAGGAAUGAAAGAUGGCCAGAAGAUAGUUUUCCAUGGGGAAGGAGACCAGGAGCCAGGGCUGGAACCCGGUGACAUCAUCAUUGUCUUAGACCAGCGAGAACAUACACUCUUCACAAGGAGAGGAGAGGAUCUGCUCAUGUCCAUGGAGUUACAGCUAGUGGAGGCUCUGUGUGGUUUCAAGAGGCCCGUUCAGACGCUGGACAGCAGAACCCUGCUCAUCACCUCACAUCCAGGGGAACUUAUCAAACCCGGAGACACCAAAUGUGUCCUGAAUGAAGGGAUGCCCAUGUACCGCAGACCUUUUGAGAAGGGACGUCUCAUCAUUCACUUUUCGGUGGUGUUCCCACCAGCCAAUUUCCUCCCAAAAAAUCGUCUGAAGGAGCUCGAGCGCUACCUCCCAGCAAAGGCGGACGCCGAGCAGCCGGACAGUAUGGAUGAGGACCUCUACAUAUACGCUGACCUGGAGGACUGUGAUUUAGAGAGCAGGAGACGACACCGGCAUCGGCACUACUACAUGGAUGAAGACGACUACGCCAGCACCGGUGGAGUUCAGUGCCAGACAUCUUAA